CGCCAGAUGAGGGGAUCGCUGCGCCGUGGAGCGCGCGCGCUGGCGGCGGUGGAGUUGCUCGUCGCCGUCUCGCUGGAGCCGCUAGCGCCGCUGGCCCGAGUCGUUAGUUCCAGUAACCUGGUUCUUCGCUGCCGCCGCCGGUGGACGACGUCGACGAGGCUUCUUUCUCGCCCGCCGACGCGGCGAGGACGCAUGCCCGCCGGGGCUUCAUCUUCCACGGCCGACUGCGUGCCGGCGGACUGCGCCGCGCGCGAACUGUACCCGGCGUCCGUUGCACCACCGGCCCAGCUGACUGGUCGCGCCUUCCUCGCGGGCCCGUCUUGUGUGUGUGUGAGCGUGUGUCUUACUCGGCAAUAGCCCAGCCACGGCUCCCCGAGACCCAAGUACCGCUACCCGUCGUUCAGCCGUGCAUCUAAAGUCUGGCCACUUCGCUUGGAUGCGUAGAUUGCCAUUCCUGUAGUAAAUUCGGUAUCUUCCGUGAGUGCUACCUCGACAUCGCGGCGAAGACAGUAUAUCCGCCGCUGACGUUGUCAUCGGUUUUGGGUCAGCGAAGCCUCGGGAGAAGCGCAUCCCGCGUCAGACACACACACACACGCCCUGGCUGCACGGAUGUUGGCACUGCCGCCGACUGCGCCGUUGGAACCGAGCGUCGUCGUCGUUCAGCGUCCCGAGGCCAGCUGACUUCCGCCGCGCAUAAAACGCCCGCGAGCGCUCGCUCUCUCUCGACGCGCGUUGUGUGUGCGUGUGCGCGCGGCGCAUGAGCUGUUUGCUGCCGUCGCUGCGACCGGCGCUCGUUGGCCCGUGCUCGAGUCCGCGUGUUGUGUGUGUGUGUCGUCGUGCUCCCUCUUGACGUGUGGUACAGAGCGGCGUCGACGCUCCCAACGGCAUCGAACGCUUAGCGUCCAAGCGUACACUGCACCGAAGACGUCGGGACUGUUAAGGUAUAGCGGCUUGACGUGCCGCAUCUGCCUGUUUGCGCUUGGCGGGCUCCGUCACCUGUUUUCUUCUUUUUUGUCGGCCGCAAAGCAGCUGACAGCCCUCGCGUCGAGUGUGGUGUAGCAAAACGGCGGCACCGUUUCUGUGUGCAUGCACACAGCCGUUGGGGUCCGCGCUGCCUCGCCUCUGUAGGACAACGAUCGAGUAGUGAAGCGGCGGCUGCUGAAAGUUUCGUACAAGUCUACGCGUACUCGCUGGCAAUGGACUCAUUGGGCGAGUGGAGCCUCAAACUACGCAGACGUACCUCAGCGAGUUGCCGCUGCCUUCCUUGACACCGUCGUCUCAGAGCUUGCAAAGCGUCGAGCCUGCUACCCUGAAGCCGUCAGUGCAAGAACGAAACUCCGCCAAUACACGCAGUCGUCUCCUCAUCUGCUAUCACGCGUUGUUGGGAGCUGUCAACCACCACCUCUCUGUCAUCGCUCUGUAGCACUCAUUUCUUCAGUGCUAACUUCUCUUGCUGGCAGACGUUGCCGCACAGAGUUGGAACAGAGCUUACACUCAGCUCAACAGCGGGUUGAAAAUCGACCGCGACAAGCAAUCUUCCUUUCCCGGAAUCGGAUGCGACGGCGAUCGGUGUCGGCUUCGGCCGCCGCUUAGGCUGUUCUCUGCGCUCCCUCUCUCGGGAAGGAGGCCGUACGAGAGCAGCGGCGAUACGGCCAGACGGUGAGGAAUGGCGGUUUUUGUUGUUCGUAUUUCUUUUUCUCGCGCGCAGCAGGAAAACUAGAAGCUUCCGUUUGCGACCGUGCGUGUGUACGUGCGUGUAGUCUAGCUCUACUGCUAUAGAUUGCCCCUUCCACAGCCACAGCCACCGCCUGGCCGACAGGCCGGAAGCGGGCGGAGAGGCGUACUCAGUGGAGAGCAACAGGCAGCUAUAGGCACGAAAGAAGAAUCCCCAAGCGCAACGGUCGUCGCGAAACGCGAUCUGCACCACCUUCUCUGCAGAGAAGAGGGACGGACCGACGAUCGGAAAGGAAGACAGCGCCGAGAGAGAAGAGCGCACCGUGCCGUAUCCCCCUUACCGGCUUGCGACCUACCGUUCUUCGGGGUUCCCUUGUCGAACCCUCUUCGUGAAAAAGAAGUAAAAACACAGUCGCCCGUUCAAGUGGCCCCCUCUCUGCAUGCAGUGGCAGCGGUGCGUGGUUUCGGCCGAGCAGUGCUUUCAGCCGUAACGUGUCGACGACGGACGACCUGUGGCGGCGGCUGGACGGACGUCGUCUCUCUCCUCUCUGCCGCCGUCGCCUCAUCGCCGUGUGAUUGAUAAGCGCGGUCGACCGCCGCCGCCGCCUAAAGUGGGCGGGUUUCGCUACGGGCGCCGCCGUGUGUGCUUGGCGCGGCGACGACGCGCGGCAUACCUUCCCACCUCACCGGUCUGUCGCGGAUACACGGUGCUCAUCGCGCUAACCACCUGCCCUAUAGCUGCGCACUGCCACACGAUCCACCGUUGCCCGAGUCCGGCCUGACGAUCGCGCACUGUAUACCGUCGCUGGUGUCAGGUGCGAGCAAGAGUCCACGGGCGCUCGACGUGCCCGCUGUUCCCAGGCUCGCUUCUCUUGCUCAGCGGAAGCGUUCCCGUGGCCACUCAGUUGGUGAUAGGUGUGAGGUGACGCCGUGUUGGCUUUUUUCGCUUCAAGGACCUCAUCGGAGUGACCAUUACUCCGCUCUGCCGCCGGGGCACCUUCUUGAAGAGAGGAACACGUCGAACUGACUUGAUCGCAGCCCGUCGGACUCACGCUGACAGUAUAUUGUCGCGAUGCCUGCCAUUCGGAUCUUAGCUCCUGUUCGUGCGGCGCUCCGCGACCUCUCUUGGCACCGAGGGCUUUAAUUGGGGAGAGCCGUUCCUGCACCUUUUCUCGGCGAGCGUGCUCUCAAAACGACAUCAAGAUUGACCGAGAAAAGUUGGACGGACAUCGGACCUUCUUUGUCUUGAAGGUCUGACCUGGAUCUAUAUUGUUCGCGCGGUCGUCGCAGCCGUCAUCGCACGUGUGCUUCCUCUGGAGGAGUAAGCCCACCUUGAAGCCCUCUUUGCGGAGACGGCGAAAUCGCUCAUUGUCCUCGAAGUGCGGCGUCGCUGCCCUGCUCUUCUUCUUCGCCGUGAAGAUCUUCAUCCCUCGAGGCAGCUCGGCGAGCGUCACAGUUUUGUGCGCCAAACCGUACGCACCCCGCGAGCACCGAGCACUGCUUGUGUGCAGCACACGCAAGCUUCAACCCUCGUCAGCCCCCGUCGCCUCCUUCACCUUGUGCCUCGGAGUACAGUUUCUCCCUUCUUUCGCUUUUUUUUUUUUUCAUUUUACAUCUUUAGCGCCACUGUUCUCGUUCUCCGCUGUGACUGUGGUAGCCGGCUCUUGCUAUACUGCCGCGAGCGCUCCUGUGCGAACCGGAGUGUGGUAACCGCGUUCCCACGGACCGCUUGUCGUAGUCGCGGCUCUGUGUUCGUGCGUGUUGUGUCGGUGCGCUUCGUGGUGAUAUGGUGACGGUGCGGUGAGCGUCCCGGCCGAAGCCAUGUCUGAGCUGGUGGCCAGGGCCGCGAAGAUCGCGGCCGGAUGCCUGACCCGCCGCUCCAAGCGCUACGAUUUGGCCAAGGUGCACGCCAGGGGAUGCAUCGCAGCCGCAGCCGCUCCUCAGCCUCAAGACACCUGGGUUACUGUACAUAAUGUUAAAAGCUGUAAUGAUGGGGGCAUCCUGGACCUUGACGACCACCUCAAUGAUGUUGUCGACGACAGAGAACAAAUCAUAGCCGUGUUUGAGGAGCAGUCAUCUCCUUGCCCAACCCACAAUGCUGGAGAUGGGACCAGCGCUAGUUCUGUGGGCACUGAGAGCCCCGACAUCUUCCACUGCAAUGAGCUGAACCACAAUGGAGGCGUCAAAGGGGGUUCCAGUUAUGUGGAUGUGGAGGAAAUUACUGCUGACAAGCUUCCAGUGGGCGUCGCUCCCCUUCAGGUCCGAAGGGGUAGUGAGCCGACGCUAAAUCGUCUUUCACCAGUUUCAUGUGAACCUGACCCCAGCAAGAGGUGGUCAGCUGCCGUUGUUGUGGAUGACCUCUCACUUACCCAUGGAGUAAAGGAGAAUGGCAGCCUGUCAGACAAUGAGCAGCAGCCUCCUCCCCCACCUGGUGAGAGGGGUGAGGGAAGUGGCGGUGAAGAAAAGUCUACUGCGGGGACGCUGUCGCGCAUUUCGCGGGGCUCUGGACGACUAUCCAUGCUGGGCAAUAACCCCCACAUGCUUCGGUGGGCAGAGGCAGCUGACCGGCAGCUCUACAAGUUUCAAGACAGCAGGAAAGAACCGCUGGGCAGUGCUGGCUCUUCCCCUGACAGGGACAGUGCUGCUUCAUCAGGGAGCAGCCAUGAGGAAAGGGACUCCAUAGUUGUACUCAAGAAUGAGGCCGGCCCAUUGGGCAUCCAUGUUGUUCCAGAACAAGGCAGUGGGGGAAGGGACAUGGGCCUGGUGAUCCAGGGCAUUGAGCCUGGUGGCCGGAUAGACCGAGAUGGCCGGCUGCGGGUCGGUGACACCAUUGUGGAAGUGAAUGGCCGGAGCCUCCUGAAUCUGAGCUUCCAGGCUGCGCAACAAGUGUUCAAGGAGGCACUGCAGUCCCCAGAAAUCUGCCUGCACCUGUCGCGGCGGAGGCCAACACAUUCAGGUUCCUCUCCUAUGUCGUCACCUCCUCCUCCUCUGCCCCUGUCACUGCCUCCAUCGUUAUCAUCAACACUAAGUGGCAGUGAUGUGGGGUCUUCUCUAACAUCCUCAACGCAAAGUCCACCCAAGCGGCCUCCCCCACCUCCAUCUUCCUUCCGCAAAGAGACAGCUGAAGGGCUCAACAACGGCUCCGUCAAUGGUCUCGUUGAGGGAGAAGAGAGGAGUGGUCUCAACAGUAAGGUGGCAACAGUGACACCAACAAAAAAGCUUCCACCGCCUCCACCUAACGCCGCUGCCAAUGGACGGUCAACCAGUUCAUGCCUGAAUGUGGCCAACACGCGUAAGAUCGGCCGCAAAGUGCACAUCAAGUUGGUCAAGGGGCCCGAAGGUUUGGGCUUCAGUGUCACGACACGGGACAACCCUGCCGGUGGGAACUGCCCCAUCUACAUCAAGAACAUCUUGCCUCGAGGAGCAGCCAUUGAUGAUGGCCGGCUAAGGCCAGGUGACCGGUUACUUGAGGUGAAUGGUGUAGAAAUGACAGGUCGGUCACAAACGGAUGCUGUCACAAUCUUGAGAAAUGCGCCACCUGGCAGCACUGUGGAACUGGUAGUCUCUAGGCAGGAACCGGAUCCUUCACCUAGCCCUGGCCUUCCACGGGAAAUUCCUCCUGAAAAGGCUGGCGAUGAAGUUGGCAUUUUCCCCUGGCGUCAAAAGGAAAUCCUGACACUUGACAUUCCACUCAACGACACGGGUUCAGCUGGUCUUGGCGUAAGUGUCAAGGGCAAGACGUCGACUGGCGCCAGCUCCCCUGUUGACCUGGGCAUCUUCGUCAAAUCGGUGAUCCACGGCGGUGCUGCGUCUAAGGAUGGGCGCUUGCGCACUAAUGAUCAGCUACUCAACAUCAAUGGGAUCUCACUCCUGGGCAUGACGAACAGCCAAGCCAUGGAGACACUACGGCGUGCCAUGACUCAAGGCGAGGGGCCUAACCCAAAUGCCAUCACCCUCACCAUAGCUCGUAGGGUGCCCUCACAAGACGUUGCUGAAAACCUCAGGUUCGAGGAGGGAUUCCUGUCCAGUGGGGACUCGUUCUCGGUGCACCUACGAUCAGACUCGCUGCUCAGCUCAGACUCAACGGCCGCCUCCUCGUCUUGUGAAAACCUCUCAGUCUCAGGGGGCAGUGGUCGCACACCAGACCACUCCACAAGUGGCAACUCUGAAAACACUGUGGUCUAUGUGCCUAAGCAGCCACCUCCACCACCUGUGCACGAAUAUGGCUAUGGAAGGAAUCCCGUGCUGGAGCGGCUUAUGGGCCAGAGUUCUGGCACAUUGCCAUCCAACCUUCGCAACGAGUCAUACCUACGUGCCAGUCAUGACAGCUGGGCGGCUGAGCGGUACAGCCGGCACCACACGGCACCUCGCACCGCACCCAACCACCGGCCCACUCCGCUGUCACCCAACACUAGCCGGGGGUCUGCAGACACGGUGCACAUAGAGGACGACUACCCAUCCUCCUUGCGGGGCGAGGACACCUCUGUUCCACCCAUGACACCGGUUGAAGAGGAAGCCCCAACACCCACUCUUGGUCACGAUAGCAACAAUCUCAAUCAGAGCGAGUUGUCCCUGGUAGACGGUGGCAUCUUCUGCCGAGACGGUUUUGGCCGGCAGAGCAUCUCUGAGAAAAGGCACGCCCACUUAGACGCUCGCAAUACGGACACUUACAAGCGUAACAAGCGGACGCGAGAAGAACAGGAAAAGGCAAAUGCUCGGCAGCAGCAGACAGAGGUCAAGAGGUCCAUUUCACCCCCAACAAUCAGCAAUGGGUCACAUCGAGAUGGAGCUGAUCCCCGGCGGCCUACAGCACUAAAUGGGAAAGAGCAGCAGAAUGGCAACCUGAUGCGGUCCAACUCGGCAGAUUCCCUCUUGAGUCAUUCCAGGUCACACGCCCCCCCUGAAUCUACAUAUCUAGUCAAAUGUCAGCAAGUGAGCAAGGUGCAUAGGAAUCCCUUGUUCUUCUAUCCAGCUUGCUGCUUUAUGGUGAAUGGCGACUCGCCAAGCACUGAUGCCAGCUGCCACACGACCAACACAACCGUGACCAAGAGCAACCACAGCGGCAGUGGCAAUGGCACAGCGCAGCUUGUCGGUCCUUCGUUGGGCAUGCGCAAGUCGAGCAGCCUCGAGAGUCUCCAGACACUCAUGGUUCAGGGGCCAGAUGGCACCAUUGUGGCUUCCACGUCACAGAAUCCACGGCAAGAGCGUGGUGCCAGAGGUUGCAAUGAGAGCUUCCGUGCGGCAGUGGAUCGUUCUUAUGAUGGACCAAGCAACACGGGGGCGCAGAAUUCUGCCGACCAGAUGGAGACACUGGAGGAGGAAAAGGAGAGUGAGACGGGCAGUGCAACAAGUGCCGAGCAUAGAGGCGGCUGCCCACUGCAUUCGGUCACAGUGCCAUUGGAUGCCCGUGAAGCUGCUGCCUAUGCCAGCAAGGAUACAGCUUCCUCUAAGCCAACACAGCGAAAGAAAGGGUUGCUCAAAGGCCUUGGCAGCGUGUUCAGUAGGUUUGGCAAGAACCGCAAGACAAUUCCAGAGCCAGGCUCCAAGCUCUCCCGGGAAGAACUUGAGCAAGAGGCAGAGCGUCUGCGAGCUAGGCAAGCAGCGCGUGAUGAGCAAGAGCGUAUUCAAGAGCAAUACAGGAAGCUGCUGGAGCAGCAGCAGCAACAGCAGCAGCAGCAAGAGCAACAGCAGCAGCAGCGACAGCAGCAGCACAUGCAGCCUUCCCACCAGCCACCAUUGCCACCCCUGCCAACGCAGCAGCAACAGCAGUAUCAGCAGCACCAGCACAAUCACUUUCAAAAUCAGAGGGGGCCUGCUCAACAUCAGCAGCCCUCACCCUCGGUAUCCUCGCCGCCACCAUGUCCAAGCAGAAGCACGCCAACCACCACAAGUGCUGCAUCACGUCAGGAGCGCAUGCAGCUGUUGCGAGCCCAGCACCAGAAGCGGCAUGUGGAGCGGCAGGGCCACUAUCCGCGUGACGACCUCGAAGAAUGGUACGAGAAAGACCUGCAACACAAGAUGAUGCGCAGCCCUGUGCCACCGCAAGGCCGUCCUCUGCCGCCUGUGCCUCAUGCCUUGCUGCCACCUGCCUAUGGCACAUGCGGCUAUGCUCAGAGGGCACUCCCUAAGGCUGUAAAAAGGACAUGUUACACUCAGAGGGGCAUACAAUCUGUAAUGUAUACAAGCUGUGUAUACUGUAAUAAACCGCUGGCUAACAGUCACAGUGUGAGACGAGAGAGUGAUGUUGUCCACUCAAGGUCACAAAGUUUUGACAUAUUUAAGGAAAUGGAACGGCCAGGAAGCCGGGUUGGACUCGUAGACCCCACCCAGUACAGCCACUAUGUUAACUUUAACGAGAUCCAGCUACACCUCCGGCAGUUCCAGCAGAAGCAGCAGCAGCAGGUCUCCUCACAGUCUCGAGAUCCCACCUGCAGCAGUUCAUCACAGCCAGUGCCUCCACCAUCAAUGUCCAAUCGGGCUCGCUCGGAACGCCCGUCAUCAAACUACUUUGAAUACGAAACUGUCCAGGGUGCUCCUCCAAAGCCUCAGAAGGAAAGGAACGGCAUGGGCCCAACAGAGUCCAAUUCCCUUCCACGACAUGCGCACGUGGCCGGGCAUCGUAUGGUGUAUGCUAAGACGGUCCCAACACAACAGACAAUGCUACCCCCCCAUAGUGCUCUUGGUAGUGGCAAUGGUGGUGUGAUGAUCAAGACUGUUCCGCGGGCUGCUCCACGGGCACACCUCCAAACGAUGGCUGGCUACAGGCAUUCGCCAAACCAUUUGUCACAGGUCUAUGGCAUCACGUCGCGUCAUGACAUUGGACAGCAGAUGCCGGGCUCCAAAGUGUGAAUGAACCAUUGCCGCGUUCUGCCUUGUUGCGUCUUCUUAAUUUUUUUUCUUUCAUUCUUGUGUUGUAUGAACACUGGGAUGCAUGUUUGUAUAGCGCUGGCAUUGAUUUCCACCAGUACCUCAAAGAUGGAACAUGUUUGUUUCAUGCACGAAGCAGUGUAGGAUGUGGUUGUUUGGACCAGAAGAGUCAUCCGUCCAAGCUUGGCACUGCUGUGGCUUGCCUUAUGGGCAUGCCCAAGCUAAUUUCUCUUUCUUCCCCCCCCCCCCCCCCCCGCCCUUUGUACGCGUGCAUCGCUAUGUUGCAAGCUGCGCUGAGUUUGACAUUAAAGAAAAGCGUGCCAUUUUUAUGCAAGGUAGAAUAGGAGACAAAACUGAAUAGGAGCACCACUACCCCUGCCAUGUGUCCAGUGCUGUUUUGUGUAGUGCAGACAUGAGUGCAGCUGAUUGUAUUUUUAGAAUGCAAUUUUGUAUUGUUGUGGAAGCGAUGUGUGUUAUAAGGAAAUUGUUGCGUUUACACACCAUGAAAGAAACUCUUCUUACUUUUUUUUUUUUACUAACAAACAGGAACAAAAGAAUGUGUAGGUGCCUUGCUGACUCUGGGUUAUUUGUAAGAAUGUUUUCAUCUUCAUAAUUGUGAGGAGUUUGAUGAAAUCAUGUAACUCAUGGCCUUACAUUUGCUAUGAUGGGAGGAAAGUUGCAUUGAGUUCUCAUACAUUGCUGGUGUUCGUUCGAUUUGUUCACUGGCUUGUUUCAUGUAUUUACACAUUCAUUAUUUUUUCCAUCAAGAAACAUGUGCAUUGUAAGUGCUCGCUAAACCGUCACCUUUUUCUCACAUGAAAUGCAUUUUUGUUUUUCUUAGUCCUUUGUACAUACGCUUCUCUCUUUUCUUUAUUUGAUGAGAUUUUCUGUCUCCUGUCUUUUUUUUUUUUUUUAAUUGAAUGUGACAGUGUGGCUUACGACAGUGUAAUCAUGCCUUAGCACAUGUCCUCGCGCCCUUUAUACAAGGUUGUGCAGCAGGAUCAUUCAUUCCUGUUUUUCGUGUAUCUUGUAAAAUUUUUGUAUGACAGUUUAUAUAUAAAUGAGAAAACAUCUUUUUAGGACAAGCCUUUGUAAGUCUGAUUCUACACUCAUUUUUCCAUUUGAACAUACAGAAUAAAGAUAAAUGUACAGUUGA
Dermacentor silvarum is the source of this 9697-nucleotide messenger RNA. It is a transcript of the gene baz, whose product is annotated as partitioning defective 3 homolog. Gene Ontology annotation, cellular component: adherens junction; apical plasma membrane; apical junction complex. The transcript is spliced from 26 exons. Bases 3496 to 8523 code for a protein of 1675 amino acids. Gene Ontology annotation, biological process: cell adhesion; intracellular protein localization; establishment of centrosome localization. The record is from RefSeq and is a predicted model, not a curated record. NCBI's taxonomy places the organism in Eukaryota, Metazoa, Arthropoda, Arachnida, Ixodida, Ixodidae. Gene Ontology annotation, molecular function: phosphatidylinositol binding; protein binding.